Messenger RNA from Dibothriocephalus latus, 270 nucleotides. NCBI's taxonomy places the organism in Eukaryota, Metazoa, Platyhelminthes, Cestoda, Diphyllobothriidea, Diphyllobothriidae. The record is from the annotation of a GenBank genome assembly.
UUCGCCAAUCUGGCUAAUCUGUUGGGUAUACCUGCGGGUACCCUGCCCUCGGGCCUAUCUGUUGAGCGAAGUGAUUUGGAAAAGUUGAGACACGCCUGCGCCGGCUCUCUAGUCAUCCCAGAUGCUGCUGACAAGGAUGAAGCUGCCUACUACGACGACUAUGGCAGCCGAUCUCCCACACAUUACUAUCAGUUUCCUGUAAGUCUUGCUGCUUUAGGCCCUGUGCGUUCUAUGCCCUUCUUUGCAGCAUCAUCUCUUGGGGGCAUUUAA